CAUUAAAUGAUUAUUAUCAGGAUGUUGUCAUCGGAAACCCCUACUAGUACCUGGAGGAAGAGCUUUUGUUUGGCCGGGUAUUCAAUAUGUUCAAAGAAUAAAUCUGACCACCAUGACGUUAUCUGUGACCUCCUCUGGGGUGUACACUAGUCAGGGUGUCAAUAUCACCGUGACAGGAAUAGCUCAGGUUAAGAUCCAGGGACAGAAUGAGGAGAUGCUCCUGGCAGCCUGUGAACAGUUUCUUGGCAAGACAGAGGAUGAAAUACAACAGGUUGCACUAGAGACACUAGAGGGUCAUCAGCGAGCCAUCAUGGGGUCAAUGACUGUGGAGGAGAUCUACAAGGACCGGAAGAAGUUCUCAAAGCAGGUGUUUGAGGUGGCCAGCAGCGACCUGGUCAACAUGGGGAUCACGGUGGUCUCAUAUACCCUUAAAGAUAUCAGGGAUGAGGAGGGGUAUCUUAAGGCUCUAGGAAUGGCCCGAACAGCUGAAGUUAAAAGAGAUGCUAGAAUAGGAGAAGCAGAAGCUAAGAGGGACGCACAGAUUAAAGAAGCAAUUGCAGAAGAAGAAAGGAUGGCAUCUAGAUUACUUAACGAUACUGAGAUCGCCAAAGCAAAGCGUGAUUUUGAGCUGAAGAAAGCAGCUUAUGACGUGGAAGUACAAACAAAGAAAGCAGAAGCAGAAUUAGCCUAUGAGUUACAAGCAGCAAAGACAAAACAAAGAAUUAAAGAAGAGAACAUGGAAAUAAAGGUGAUGAUGAUAAUGAUGAUACUCCAGGUUAUUGAACGAAGACAAGAAAUUAAUAUACAAGAGCAGGAAAUUUUAAGACGAGAAAAAGAAUUGGACAGUUCUGUGAGAAGACCAGCGGAAGCUGAAAAGUAUAGACUAGAGAAGAUUUCAGAAGCUAACAGGAACAAGAUGAUCAUGGAAGCUGAAGCAGAAGCAGAAGCUAUUGCACUGAAAGGAGAUGCUGAGGCGUAUGCCAUAGAAAUCAAAGCUAAGGCUGAAGCUGAACAGAUGGCUAAGAAGGCAGAUGCCUGGAAGGAAUAUAGAGAAGCUGCCAUGUUGGACAUGAUGCUCACUACACUACCAAAGAUUGCUGCCGAGGUAGCUGCCCCUCUCUCCCAAACGAAGAAGAUCACGAUGGUUAGCGAUGGUUCAGGGGAAAUAGGAGCCUCCAGGAUAACCGGCGAGGUUCUGGAUAUAAUGGUCCGUGUACCGGGGAUGGUGAAGACAAUGACCGGAGUUGAUAUUUGCAACAUGAAUGUUGGAGGGGGCCCACCUAGAAGUCCACAACCAAGAAUCCGAAUUAGAACAUAAUUAUUUCGACAUACAGACAUAGGAAUAUUUUGACAUACAGACAUACACACAUAUAGGAAUAUUUUAAUAUACAGACAUAAACGCAUAAAUAUACAUAGACACCCAGACAUGAACAUAUACAUACAGACACAGACAUACAGACGUACAUACAUGAAGUUAGACAUGCAGACAUAAAUAUGUACUUACAAAAAUAGACUUUAAAAAAUAUGGACAUACAGACACCCAUAUAGAUAGAACGGCAUACAAAUAGACAAAAAGCGUAAAUAUACUGCCGCAACGACAUAAAAUUAUACUGAAAGGCAUAAAUUUAAACAAGGGCAUAACUAAUUACUGAGACACAGACAAAAGGCCAUAAAUGCAGAACCAAAUUGACAUGCAAACAUAAUACAUACAUACAUAUAUACAUAUAAACCUACAUGCUGACAUACCUUAUUUUUAUAUUCAUGGCAUAA
Messenger RNA from Eurytemora carolleeae, 1770 nucleotides. RefSeq names its product flotillin-1 (gene Flo1). Gene Ontology annotation, cellular component: plasma membrane. The record is from RefSeq and is a predicted model, not a curated record. Lineage: Eukaryota; Metazoa; Arthropoda; Copepoda; Calanoida; Temoridae. Gene Ontology annotation, biological process: positive regulation of endocytosis; protein kinase C signaling; regulation of receptor internalization. Bases 113 to 1318 code for a protein of 401 amino acids. The transcript is spliced from 15 exons.